This is a messenger RNA of Tuber melanosporum (Perigord truffle), 2245 nucleotides long. RefSeq lists its product as uncharacterized. Gene Ontology annotation, biological process: pentose-phosphate shunt. Gene Ontology annotation, molecular function: transketolase activity. NCBI's taxonomy places the organism in Eukaryota, Fungi, Ascomycota, Pezizomycetes, Pezizales, Tuberaceae. The coding region runs from base 144 to 2072 and encodes 642 amino acids. Gene Ontology annotation, cellular component: cytosol. The transcript is spliced from 12 exons. The record is from RefSeq and is a predicted model, not a curated record.
CAGCCACUACCACCCCUCCUUUCCUUUCUACCCCUCUAUAUCUUGUCUACUUUUUCCUUCCCCCCCUUUCCCCCCUCAGACAUAUUCGUGAGAACGAAGUCGAAACGAACACCAGUCUUACUUCAGAUACUCAUUCGCUCAUCAUGACUUACGGCGAACUCGACCAAUUGGCUAUCAACACAAUUCGUAUUUUAGCGAUCGAUGCUACUUCCGCGGCAAACUCCGGCCACCCUGGUGCGCCCAUGGGAAUGGCCCCCGUUUCUCAUGUCCUUUUCAACAAGUUUAUGAGGUUCAAUCCUAAGAACCCCUCAUGGGUCAAUAGGGAUCGGUUUGUUCUAUCUAACGGUCACGGUUGCAUGCUUCAAUAUGCUCUGUUGCACCUUUUUGGCUACGACCUCAGCAUUGACGACUUGAAGGCUUUUCGUAAAAUUGGAUCUAAGACGCCUGGUCACCCUGAGGCAGCUGAUACCCCUGGUGUCGAAGUUACCACUGGCCCUCUCGGCCAGGGUUUUUCCAACGCUGUCGGUCUUGCCAUUGCUCAAGCCCACACCGCUGCCGUCUUCAAUAAGCCCGGAUAUAACCUUGUUGACAAUUACACAUACCUGUACUUUGGUGAUGGAUGUGCUAUGGAGGGCAUUGCUUCCGAGGCGGCUUCGACCGCUGGACAUUUACAAUUGGGGAAUCUUAUUGCUAUCUAUGACGACAACCAUAUCUCGAUUGAUGGUGACACCAAUUGUGCCUUCACUGAGGAUGUCCUGAAGAGAUUCGAGGCUUAUGGGUGGCACACCCUUCACGUCAAGGACGGAGACCACGAUCUCGAGGCAAUUGAGAAGGCCAUUGCCGAGGCCAAGACUGUCACCGACAAGCCAUCUGUUAUCAAGCUUACCACUACCAUUGGUUUCGGCUCCAAGCUCGCGGGUACCGGAGGUGUUCACGGAAACCCUCUUAAGGCUGAUGAUGCUAAGAAUGUUAAGACUAAGUUCGGAUUUAAUCCUGAAAAGAGCUUCGACGUUCCUUCCAGAGGAAUGGAAGCAAUUGUUUGCCAAAAUUUGCCAACAUAUAAAUCUACUGACGCUGCUGUUGCCUCUCGGAAGCUUUCCGAGACUGUUCUCUCUAAAUUAUAUCCCAUUAUUCCGGAGCUUAUUGGUGGCUCCGCCGAUCUGACUGGGUCCAAUCUUACCAGGGCAAAGGAAGCAAUUGACUUCCAGCCCCCGUCGACAGGGCUUGGGGACUAUGCCGGUCGUUACAUUAGAUACGGUGUACGUGAGCAUGCCAUGGCUGGUAUUAUGAACGGUCUUGCCGCAUAUGGCACCAUUAUCCCUUUUGGCGGAACCUUUUUGAACUUUGUGUCCUACGCCGCUGGUUCUGUAAGACUAAGCGCUUUGAGCCAUGUCCGAUGCAUCCACGUUGCAACUCACGAUUCCAUCGGUCUUGGCGAAGACGGACCUACCCAUCAGCCUAUCGAGACAUUGGCUCAUUUCCGUGCUCUACCUAAUUGCAUGGUCUGGCGUCCCGCAGAUGGUAACGAGGUUUCCGCUGCCUACUAUGUAGCUCUUACAUCUAAGCAAACCCCAAGCAUUAUCGCUCUCAGCAGACAGAACCUUCCACAACUUGAAAACUCCACUAUCGAGCGAGCCAUCAAGGGUGGAUAUGUUGCUGUUGAGGCAGAGAAUGCCGACGUUACUCUUAUCUCUACCGGCAGCGAAGUAGGUAUCUGUGUUGAUGCCGUCAAAUACCUUAAGGAUAACCACAACCUUGUUGCGAGAGUUGUUUCGCUUCCUUGUUGGGAAGUUUUCGAUGCUCAAGACAAGGGGUACAAAUUAUCUGUCAUCCCUGAUGGCAUCCCAGUUCUGUCGGUCGAGGUUAUGAGUACGUUGGGUUGGGAGAAGUUCUCGCAUGAGCAAUUCGGACUAAACCGAUUUGGCGCUUCCGGUCCUUAUAAGCAGGUGUACGAGAAAUUUGAGUUCACACCUGCUGGAAUCUCCAAGCGUGCCGUCGCUACAGUUGGCUUUUGGAAGGAAGUUACGCCUAUCAGAAGCCCUAUCAACAGGGCUUUCACUCAAUUGAUCUAAAUACAUGUCUAGGCCUAAAUGGAGCUUAGACAGUCCUCAGAUAGAUAACUGCUUUUGCGUUUUUCGCUUUUUCAUAUUGCCUUUUUUGGGGGGAUUUCGUGUUGGGUCUGCCUUGGGAAAUUAUCAAUUAAUUCUAGCAACCCAUUAAAUUAUACAAAGCAACUUGCACGUUA